Molecule: messenger RNA, 1576 nt
Organism: Mangifera indica (mango)
Lineage: Eukaryota; Viridiplantae; Streptophyta; Magnoliopsida; Sapindales; Anacardiaceae
Product: WD repeat-containing protein 74
Exons: 12
Coding region: 95-1393 (432 amino acids)
Biological process (GO): ribosomal large subunit biogenesis
Cellular component (GO): nucleolus; preribosome, large subunit precursor
Molecular function (GO): protein binding
Source: RefSeq, a predicted model, not a curated record
GUAGAUAUAGUAUUAUUCUGUACGAAAGAAGGGUUUAAGGGGGGAAGAAAGGUGAGGUGAGGUGAGUUCAGAGAGAACUGCGCGUAGAAAUAGGAUGCCUCGCGCGACCACCUUGGACUGCCCUGGUUGUCCGCCGCUUCGAGCCUUAACCUUCGACUCGCUUGGUCUCAUCAAAGUUAUUGAAGCUCGCGGUGAGCAAGGAGGGGUUGCCAAAGUUGUGGAGAGAUGGGGCGAACCUGACACCUCCAAAUGUGUGCUUGCGGCUUCUAUCGAUGACUCAAAACACGACCCGUUGUUAGCUGUUGCAAGGAAAAGUGGUCUGAUUGAAAUUCUCAAUCCUCUUAAUGGGGAUCUCCGUCUUUCAAUUUCUAAUGUAAGUGAUACUGGUGUUCGACCUGAAGAUGAUGCUGUUAUUGGUUUGCAUUUGUUCAGAAGACAGAGACUAGAGUCAUCAUCCAGGUCUUGCACUUUGCUUACAUGUACAACAAAAGGAAAUGCUAGCAUGAGGUCCAUUGAAAUUAGAAACUUACCGGAAGAGUCUUCCUGUGAUAGUUCUUUCAAAUCCUGGAAUGUAUGUGCUUCUGGUACCAUUUUAUGUUCCAAAGUGGAUAAAAGUGAAAAUUAUGCCUUAUUUGGGGGGAAGGGUGUUGAGGUUAAUCUCUGGGAUCUUGACAACUGUACAAAGAUUUGGACUGCGAAACCUCCUCCUAAAAACAGCCUUGACAUAUUUACUCCUACUUGGUUUACAUCAGCAACAUUUUUGAGUGUAGAUGAUCACCGAAAAUUUGUAGCUGGCACCAACAGCCAUCAGGUUCGCCUCUAUGAUACUUCUGCUCAGCGAAGGCCUGUUAUGUCAUUUGAUUUUCGGGAGACCCCUAUUAAAGCAGUUGCUGAAGACCCAGAGAGCUACAAUAUCUACAUAGGAAAUGGUUCUGGUGACCUUGCUUCUGUUGACAUACGCACAGGAAAAUUGUUAGGAUGCUUUCUGGGGAAGUGUUCUGGAAGUAUCAGAUCCAUAGCUAGGCAUCCAACACUUCCAGUGAUAGCAUCAUGUGGCCUGGACAGCUAUUUGCGCCUUUGGGAUAUAAAGACGCGGCAACUUCUCUCUGCGGUAUUCUUGAAACAGCAUCUUACAGAGGUUGUCUUUGAUUCUUCUUAUGCUGACAAAGAAGUUGCUCAGUCCACAGCAGAUCCCCCCAUAGACGAAACACAUAAUAUGAAGGAUAUCCAAGGAGAUGAGACAGAAACAUUGCCUGUGAAAAGGAAGAAGGCCCCUAAAGAAAAAGAUAAUGAAGGCAAAAGGAAGUCAUCCAAAGAGAAAACGGAAAGCAAGAAAUUAAAAUCAAAGAAAAAAAGCAAGAGAGUGAAGGUUGAAAGUGACGAUGAUGUAUAAUAGCCCACCUGGAACAUUAUAGUCUCUGCAGAAUGCUAGAGUCAAAUCCGGGCGUGACCUUUAAUUUUAUUGCCUCUGAUAUCACUAGGGAUAUAGGAGAUUUUCGCUUUUCAUUAAUGACAGGGAUUUUGAUGCAUUCUCACACAUACGAUUUAAUUUCAGCCAUCAAUACUUUAUUUUUCA